Messenger RNA from Pecten maximus, 9573 nucleotides. RefSeq names its product protein slit-like. The coding region runs from base 536 to 4996 and encodes 1486 amino acids. The transcript has 35 exons. NCBI's taxonomy places the organism in Eukaryota, Metazoa, Mollusca, Bivalvia, Pectinida, Pectinidae. Gene Ontology annotation, molecular function: Roundabout binding; calcium ion binding; heparin binding. The record is from RefSeq and is a predicted model, not a curated record. Gene Ontology annotation, biological process: axon guidance.
GUGUACAAACUUAGUUAUCUCCCCCACAUGGCAAUGGACCGUACCAAGCUCGGCGUGUGUAGUAUAUGGUCAGGCUAACGGUAUGGACUGUACGGAACAACAACAAAUGGAUUUACCUAGGUUGUGAGGGGAAAAUUCAACAAAAAAAAGUUGGAAAUACACCGAUUGUAACAUCGUGGUGCAUCCAUAAGGUUUUCGGAUUAUUCGUGUGCUAUAUAUACCUGUACAGCAGUCUAGCGGAUUGUAGCUUUUCGUCGAGUGCCUCGGGGAUUUAUAUAUCUCUGUCUUAGCGUUAAAGGGGUAGUAAUGUGAUUGUGAGUGUUAUUGAUAAACCCCGUUUAUAGUGUAUCACUGUAUCGGUACCUCGACACUCACACAGCAAGGAUUGGUAUCCACUCUCGGUGGAAAACUUACGAUGUAGUGCAAUCAUCAUAUCGACAUGGAUUAAUAUUUUAAAAUUAAUACUAGAUAUUUUUUGUGAUAUAUUUUUUUUUCAAAAAAAUAAAUAAAUAAAUAAAUUUGUAAAAAAGGCAAGAUGAAACCCAAAGGAUAUUUAAAAUUCAACAUGGAUUUUUCGUUUUGGAUUUACUGUGUUUGUAUACUUAUAAGUUGUAUAGAAUGUGUGUAUGGAGGUUGUCCCGAGAAAUGUGUCUGUGAAGGGAAAACUGUUAAUUGUGCAUUUAGAGGAUUCAACAAUGUUCCCCAGGAUAUGCCGAAACAAACACAUAAAAUAGAUUUACAAGGCAACAAUAUUACAAUUAUAAGAAGAAGGGACUUUGAAGGAUAUCGUCAACUUCGAAAUCUAUUAUUGUUGGAAAAUCAAAUACACACAAUAGAGAGGGGGUCGUUCGAGGACCUUACAGAAAUGGAGCGAUUGAGACUGGAUAGAAACCGACUUGUGGCUGUUCCAGGACAUCUGUUUAGCACAAUGCCCAACCUACAGAGAUUAGACUUGAGCUAUAACAGACUGCGGUUUAUUGGCAAGGACACCCUCACAGGAUCGAUGGUUCUCAAAAACCUACAACUUGACCACAACGAGCUCACCUGUGUAUCCGGCCAGGCUAUCAAGACACAUCGCUUCAUGGAGAUUUUGACCCUAAAUAACAACAAUUUGACCACGAUGCCAAACGACAUCUUUGAGAACAUGAGGAAACUGAGAACACUGCGUUUGAUGAACAAUAAUUUCAAUUGUGAUUGCAAUCUGAGGUGGCUCGCUCGCUGGUUACGGAACGUACGGAGACUCGGCCGGGGAACAGAGUGUUCAACUCCGUCAAAUCUACAAAGCAUCGAGCUCAAAGAUCUAGAUGAGAUGGAAUUUAAAUGCAAUGACUUACAGCACCAAGUUGUGAACCAGUGUUUGGAAGAAGCCAUGUGCCCGUCACGUUGUCGCUGUACCGAGGGUGUUGUCGACUGUCGUGAUCUCAGACUUACCGCUGUGCCGAAAAACUUCCCAGAGGAUGUUGUGGAGAUACGUUUGGAAGGAAAUUCCAUCGCGCGGAUACCAUCGAGAGCUUUCGCUGACCUUUCACGCCUACGAAGGAUUGAUAUAAGCAACAACAAGAUAUCCCACAUUGCACCUGAUGCGUUUGCAGGGCUUUCAUCUCUUAAUUCGCUGGUACUUUAUGCUAACAAGAUAACAGAGCUUCCUCUGGGAGUAUUUAGGGACCUCAGCUCCCUCCAACUGCUAUUAUUGAACGCUAACAAGAUUAAGUGUCUUCAUGCUGACAUUUUCCGUGACCUGUUCAGUCUGAACCUUCUCUCCCUCUACGACAAUAAGAUCAUGUCUAUGGCCAACGGAACCUUCGACUCGCUCCGUAACAUCCAAACUUUACAUCUGGGCCGGAACCCAUUCAUCUGCGACUGUAACCUGGCAUGGCUGGCAGAGUACCUUCAGAGGCGGCCAGUAGAAACGAGCAGUGUCCGAUGUGAGAGUCCACGGCGCAUGGAGCGCAAGAAAAUAGCACGGACACGCCCAUCCAAGUUCAGAUGUAAAGAUUCAGAGGUCCAUCGGACAAAAAAUGCAGGGACUUGUAUGGUGGAUGUGGAAUGUCCGGAGGGCUGUGUAUGUAUGGGGACCCUAGUGGACUGUUCUGGCCGGGAGCUCACCAUCAUGCCGUCAAACAUUCCUUCUUACACCACAAAGCUGUUACUUAAGGGAAACCGGAUCACCAGGCUGGAGGCCAAUGGACUGUUUGUCCACCUGACCAACAUACAACAUCUAGACCUUAGUAACAACCUGAUAGAAGAAAUAGUGCCUAACGCCUUCGAGGGAGCAUCCAAACUGGUCGAUCUAAACCUUUCCAACAACAGAAUCAACAGGGUAACCAGUAAAUCACUAGCUGGACUAUCAGCUCUACAAACAUUAUCUUUGGACAGGAACAGAAUCACAUGUUUGAGUAACACAACAUUGUCCUCCAGUCUCCAUCUUCGUAAACUAUCUUUGUAUAACAACCAGAUACGGUGUAUAACAGCUGGAAGCCUCGAUAAUCUCCGAUACCUUGUUACUCUGAAUUUGGAGGCGAAUCCUUUCACAUGUAACUGCCACUUAAGCUGGUUUUCCGACUGGUUAAAACGAGUAAACAUCAUCACUGGAAGCCCAACCUGUUUCUCUCCCCAUAACUUGAAGGAUUCACCAAUUCAUGACAUUCGUACUGCAGACUUUGUAUGUGAAGCUAACAAUGAGCUCGGUUGUAAUAUUGGGGUUUCUCCAUGCUGUUCUGAUGAAGAAGUCGCUCCUGUGGACAGUAGCUGUGACCCCCGAGCCUACUGCCCACCUUUGUGUACCUGUACCGGAACUGUUGUAAGAUGUAGUAGACAAAUGCUGACGGAGAUUCCUUCACACAUACCCCUGGACACAACAGAGCUGUACUUGGAUGUAAACAACAUAACCCAUCUAAACAUGGACAUCAGCCAACUCAGCCAGCUCCAGCGACUGGACCUGAGCAACAAUAAGCUUGUAACACUACCAGAGAGCAUCUUCUCCAACCUCACACAGUUAUCAACCUUGAUUUUGAGCUUUAAUAAGCUAGAGUGUAUGGCAGCUUCCAGCUUCUCUGGUCUCCGGCGACUGCGAAUAUUGUCUCUCCAUGGAAACCAGCUGUCCACCAUUCCAUACAGCUCCUUCAAUGAUCUCGACUCUCUUACUCACUUGGCCCUUGGUGAGAACCCCUUAUACUGUGACUGUAACCUGAAGUGGCUUGUUGACUACAUAAAAAAUGAUUACAUGGAGCCUGGGAUAGCCGGCUGUGCAGGACCAGUCUCUAUGGUUAACAAACUCAUAUUGACCACUCCACCAGCGGCAUUCCAGUGCAGUCAGACUGCAGAUCCAGACAGUGUGGCAGUUGCUGCUAAGUGUAAUGCCUGUCACCAGAACCCCUGUCUCCAUAAUGGAAUUUGUAGAAUCAGGGACUUCAAAAACUUCACCUGUGACUGCACACCUGGUUACCAUGGGCAACGAUGUGAAAAUGAAAUCAACGCCUGUUUUGGAAAUCCAUGCAUGAAUGAUGGACACUGUGAAGUCCUCAACCAUGGAAGGUUCAACUCCUCUACUUUCAGCUGCCGGUGUCGGGCAGGUUUUGAAGGUGAGCGAUGUUCCAUCAACAUUAAUGACUGCAAGACAAACUCCUGUCUGAACGGUGCUACCUGUAUCGACAUGGUUGAGGGAUUCUCUUGCCAAUGUGCAAUGGGCUACAAAGGCAAGUCCUGUGAGCACGAAAUACAGUAUUGUACCGGCGAAGAGAAUUAUUGUCAGAACGGAGCUAUGUGUGUUCCACUGGACUCCGAUUACAGAUGUGAAUGUACAGCAGGUUACACAGGGAAGAACUGUACAGAUGACAUUGACGACUGUCUGUCGCACAUCUGUCAAAAUGGGGCACAAUGUGUCGACCUUCUGGGAAAAUACACCUGCACCUGUCUCCGUGGCUACACCGGCAAGUACUGUGAGAUCCCUCCAAUCAACAUAUACUACAGUAACGACUACUCUGCUCCAGGAGCCUGCCGUAACCAUGAGUGUCAGAACAAUGGAGUCUGCUACAAACCCAAGGGAUCUCAGGACUACAUGUGUCAAUGUGCCCCAGGAUUCUCCGGAAAGAUGUGUGAGAAGAUGACCAGUGUAUCCUUCCUAGAUACUGACUCUUACAUCCAAUGGCCUAAAUUAGACUUUGAGUCUUGGGUUAAUAUCACCAUCGUCAUGAAAACCCAGUCAGACUCUGGCCUUAUAUUCUACACAGGACAGGAACAGCAUUUAGCCGUGGAGCUGUUCCGUGGCCGAGUGGGCAUCAGUUUUUAUGUGGGAAACACACCUACUUCUACAAUGUUUAGUUACAUCUUUAGCUAUGUCGAGGUAAAUGAUGACAGGAUUCACUAUAUCGAGUUGAUGCUGAACCGACGUAAUUUUACCAUGAGAGUAGACGGAGGAGUGUCACGUUCUGUUGUCAACCAGGGUAACCGUGAUUUUCUGGACAUCAAUGACGAUGUCUACUUUGGGGGUCUGCCAACAGAUGUCAGUGCUCGGGCACGAAGUAAAUUUCACAUUAGGAGUGAAUCAAGUUUUAGAGGUUGCUACCAGUCCGUGUACGUUAACAACAAACUAAUGGAUUUCAUGUCGUCUAAGUUAAACCGCAAGAUAAUGCCAGGCUGUAAGGUCGACCCCUGUCUCAACCACCAAUGUCAGAAGGGCCGCUGUAAACCCCGUAAGAAGCGUCAGGGUUACAGAUGCAAGUGUACCAACGGAUAUUCAGGUCGCUUCUGUGAUGUCGGGCCAACCUGCCGUCCUAAAGUUUUCAGAAGUUAUUAUACACAUCCAAAGACAAAUUGUAAAUCCCGUACUCGGAUAAAGUUCCGCCGAUGCCAAGGAUCAUGUGGAAAUGGUUGCUGUAAACCAAAGAAAAUUAAAAGUCGGAAGAUAAGAUUGUACUGUCAAAAUGGAACCAGCUAUAUGUACAAAAUACAAAUCAUUCGCAGAUGCGGUUGUCAACGGUGUUCAUUUUCAAAUUAGAUAUAUCAUAAAUCAGCUGAUUAAUUUCAAAGAGGAGCUAGAUAAUGUCUUCCACAGGUGUAGAAAAGACAUUAUCUGUGAAGAAGGUUGCCAUUAGAAUAUGAUCCAGCUCAUAUUUAAGUCUGAAAAUGUGAUUUAGAUAAUUAAAAUAUUGAAUGGUUCAAAGUGGUCUUGACCUAGACUCUGGUCACGGCACCAGGCUCCUUUGAGUUAUUGAAUGAAUCCUGGUCACGGCACCAAAAUUGUAUUUAUAUACUGGUUUCACAAUGGACAGUUAACACACUUUCGUUACCUCUCAAGUCAAACUGAACUUCACAUCAACGAUGAGAAGAAAGCUAGGAUUUCUGGGACCCCUGAAGAAAAUGGCACGCUCUACAUAACUGCCUUGUCUGUUUUGACGGAUUGCUGAUAUACGUGUGUGGUAAACUAACACACAUGAGAGACAGUGGAGGUUAAUUGUAAAGUUUCAAAAGUGUGAGAAUUUUAUAGAAACACUUUGACCCAUGCUGAAUAAGGGGAAGCAAAGACAUAUCCACACAUAUCCACACAUUUUCUUCUGUGACCCUGAAUACUUAAUUGUAAAUAUACAAUGACAGUGUAGGUGGCAGUGUUUAAUUACGAAGCUAUCUUUUGUACAGGAAAUUGCAUGCGGCUGUUUCAUGUAAACAAGUACUUUUCACCUACCUACGCAUUUCUUGGAAUAUUUGGUGUACAUGGAUAUAUAAUAAGAAGUGUGUGCAUACAGAAUUUAAUCAUGUGAUUGUUUAAUCAAUUGUGCUGUGAGAAGUAACAGGUUGCCACUUUAUAUUAGGUGGUGUGUGGAUAUGAGUGCCAAGCAGACAACCAGAGGGUAAUUCAAUCAGUGACUCCACCAGUGUUAGGCUCAAUGGUUGGAGAAUAUACGGGGAUGUCAUCGGUAAAAUUGUUGAUAAAGGAAGACAACAAUUUCAGACUACAAAAUGUGAUGUACAUUUCUGUGGUCAUUAUCAACUUAAGCCAGCCAGUAAACUGUUAAUCUUAUUAUGAUGUAUAUUUAACAUUUUGUGAAUGUGCGAUAAAAGAGACACUCCCAACAAAUGUCAGACGAUAUUUCUUUAUGUAUGUAUUUGUGUAACAUAUGUACAUAUGUUUCUGAUAAUAUAUCUAUUUAUACAACAGUUACAUGUAUCAUUCAUGGAUUGAUUUGUGGUGACCACAGGUCAGUCUUGAAGUGACCAUUGGUCAGUAGUAUAUGUUGACUGGGCUGUAAUAUCAUGUAUAUACGUGUAGCUAUGAUUCUACUGACUCGUUCGUUAGUGGACCAUACAGGUAAAGUGGUCAGAAUUAAUCAACACCUGAAUUGCAUUAAUACUGCAGUUAAGAUUUCCAUAUGAUAUAUCAAUAAUUUAAUGUUUGAUUUCAAUUUUUGAUAUCUAUUUCACUUUUACUUAACACCUUUUUUUAUAAUGAAUACAAAUUUUAGAUAAAAGGAUGACUGAUACUGUAAAGAUAGGACAAUUUCAGAAGCAACACCUAUAUCAACAUUGUCCAGGACCUGUUGACUUUUUAAAAACUGUUUUCAUUUCAAUGAAGUGCUUUUAGUCGAAGUGGGCACUGAUGCCUUGCAGACAUUUUCUAGUCUUUAUCUGAAGUCAUCAGAGAAAUGCUUUUUACAAACAGACAGUGAGUGAAUAUAGAUAUUACACGAUGUGUUAUUAUUUUGAGAUUAUCAAGAGAAGAUACACAUUAUAGCUACUGGUACAUACAUAGGUACAGUUAUAUGCUGGCCAUUUUAACAACAGAAAGUAUCAGAAAGAUGUCUUGAUGUCCUUCUAAAUUAAUAAUUGUCAUUUAAAAAAUAUAACUCCUUGUUUUAAGUUUAAGUUUUAAAUGUUCAUAGCUCAUAUUUUAAACCCAAGUCAUACUUUUGUUGAUUUUUUGUUAAUUUAAACUUUGGGCACGUGAAGGGUAAGAAGAUCAAUAUGAUGUCUAACUACUGUAGGUUGUACAUUUUGUUUGUUUUUAAAUUCAUAUUGUUUAUAUUUCAUUUAGUGUUUCAAGACACAGAGUCAAGAAAACAUAAAAUUCAUAUUUCAUUCAUCGAUUUAUCAAACAGAACUUACAGAUGUGUCAUUAUGAUGUGGAAUAUUAAUUUGAUAUUGUUGUAUUGCAUGCUAUCAGUUUUGUAGGUAAGGUGCACAUAUUUGCAUGUUAAGAUGGACUAACAUUACAUCAAAUCACAUAUAUACCAUCAACGUUGUUACUUUUUCUAGUAGUAAGACAGUCUAACUUGUAUCCCUGAUUAACUCCAUAAUAAUUUAGAAAAAGAGAAAACAUAACAUCAUAAGUUAAAGUCGAUAAUAUUGUCUGUGUCCUGCAGAUAUUUACUUUGAAAUGGCCAUCAUCUGUGUUGAAAAUUCUUUACUAAUGGCUUGCUCGUUAGUGUAAUUGUUUCUGCUGAUGAUAAAAUUAAUGUAAAAGUAAAUUCAAAAUUGAUUAGACGGUGAAGGUAUUUAACACGGACCAGUAUCUAAUAUUCAUACCCUUCACAUUUGCUAUCCACGUGGUCUCUCCCAGUUUUUACAGAGUCCUAUGAUAUCACAAAAUAAAACAUUAAUUGUAAUGAAACAAGGAAAUGUAUGUUCUUCGGGGAAAAAAUCAAUCUUUAUUAAAAAUGUAUAGUGUGUAUCAAAUCCUGUGGAAUCGGAAAAGUUUCAUAAGUUGCAAUCAAAUAUGAGUUUUGUUUGUCCUCAGAACUUAAAAUGCCGUUUGAAUGAAGUGAUGCUGACUGAUAUGCCAUCAGAUAUGUUCAUUUUAUCUCCGGACUUCUUCUCUAACAAAGGAAAGGUUUACAAAAAGCUUGUUAGUGUUUUAUUUGUACUGUUCUAUUUUAAUUGAAUUAUUGUUUUAUUUGUUACAUUGGAAUUCGACAAUGUUCAUUUCUUUUAAAAGCAGCUACAUUGAAUUUUUGUUAAUAUGUUUUAUUAAUCCUUUCCUGAAAGAUUUUUGUUCUGUUUAAUUCCAAAUAAACAGUGAUUACGGGGGAGGAUGGUAAUACACUAUGGAGAGACAAUACCACGCAGAUCUUUAUUAAUCUUGUUAAUCUCUGCUGAAUAAAGAUUUUAAUCUGUUCUGACUGAAGGAAGAUUUUCGUGAACAACAAAGUCAUCAAUCAAAUAUAAUAACUAAUUGGUUGGUUUAAGAUUUAACCAAGUCCCUCCCUAUGAGAUAAUUAAGACAAGCCCCUUCCUCUCCAUAGUAUAGGACAAGCCUCUCGCUCCCUAGAGGAUAGGACAAUCCCCUCCCUCCCUAUAAGAUAGUACAAGACAAGUUCCCUUCCUAGAGGUAAGGACAAUCCACUCACUACCUAGAGGAUAGGACAAGCCCCUCCCCAUAAGAUAGGACAAGACCCUUAUAGGAUAAGACAAGUUCCCUUCCCUAGAGGUAAGGACAAGCCCCUCCCUCCAUAUAGGAUAGGACAAGCCCCUUCCUCUCUAUAGUAUAGGACAAGCCUCUCGCUCCCUAGAGGAUAGGACAAGCCCCUCCCUCCCUAUAAGAUAGGACAAGACCCUUAUAGGAUAAAACAAGUUCCCUUCCAAGAGGUAAGGACAAGCCCCUUACUCCCUCCAUAUAGGAUAGGACAAUCCACUCACUACCAAGAGGAUAGGACAAUCCACUCACUACCAAGAGGAUAGGACAAGCCCUCACUCCCUAUAAGAUAGGACAAGACCCUCCCUAUAGGAUAGGAAAAAACCCUCCCUCCCUAUAGUAUAGGAAAAACCCCUCCCUCCCUAUAGGAUAGGACUCACCCCUCACUCCCUAUUGGAUAGAAUACAAUGGUGAGUCCUUAAUUGUUGAAGCAAAGUCUUAGUUUUUACAAGAGUAGUCAUUCUGUAUUUGCCACGUCAUUAUGAUUUUGAUUUAAAAUCCCCUUUCCCCACCCCUUCCCUGAAUUCUAAAGGACUUCAAUUAAUAUUGGUCACUUAACACCAGUUGCAAUAAUACUAACGUUUUCACAUCAGUAAGCAAUUUUGACUUUGGUUUUUAAAAGUAGUGAACUAAAAGGUUAAGUAUGAUAAUGUUUGUCUGUACCAACAUUGUUUUCUUCGUUAGUGAUAUUUGUCAGCUCUAGACAAGAGAAAUACUUCAUAUUCUCAGAACAUACGUUGUGUUUCCUGUAUGUUAUUGGUGAUAUUUGUCGACACUUGAGGAAUUAUUUAGAUUCUCAAUGCAUUUGUAAAACGUAACGUGUUUACGUUUGUCGGAAAAUGACAAAGAAAUAAUUCAGAUUCUCAGUAUAGUUGUAACUUUUCUUGGUGUCAGUCAGUACUAGGUAAUUCAAUAUGAGUAGAUAAGUCUGUACUUUGUUCCAACCCUCAAUGUUAACGACUUUUUGUGAAUGAUAAUUUGAUCUGUGUGGGUGGAUCGAUGUCAAAUGUUGGAUGUAAACUAACGCAACCAGUAACCUGGUCAGUUACAUGUAGACAAAAAAACACAGUCAAGUCGUACUGUUAACAAAACAACUUACAUUACAAUCAGCUGAUUAAUCAGCUGAUAAUCUGUCAUCGUAUAUAAAAUAAAUUUUAUUUUAUAAUGUU